UCAUUCUCAGUCUACUCUCUACUGUCAUCGUUUGCUGUGUCACGUCCUUGUUUAAUCUUUCUGGCCAUCGUGUUCAAUAGUUUUAAUUUAGUAAUUUAUUGGUAAUUAGCAAAUUGAUGAAAUUAUCCGUGAUGUCGGUGCGUCCUUUGCUACGUACAUUCUCCAAAGCAUCCGAGCAUCGAAUCGACAUGGUCAAUUCCGCUCUGAGUCCGAAGACAGUACUCUCGGAAAAUAAUCGUAAAAAAUGUAUCGAAAAAUUCAAAUCCUAUCAGAUACCACUAAUAAACAAAAACGUCCCGGAAGCUGCUGUUUUGGUUCCGUUGUGUUUGUAUAAAGGAGAACUUGGAUUUCUGUACACAUUACGAUCCAUGAAACUCACAAAUAAUGGAGGAGAGGCAUCCUUCCCAGGUGGUAUGAGUGACAAAAGUGACGCUGAUCUGCAGGAAACCGCUUUGCGAGAAACCUGGGAGGAGUUAAAAAUCCCAAAAGAAAAAAUUGAUGUUUGGACUACAGGGACUCUCAUAAACAAGGGGGAUGUCAAUGUGAUGCCAGUGUUAGGUUACAUUGGUGAGAUAGUGCCAGAGGAGCUGGAGAUCAAUCCCGAUGAAGUGGAAGAGGCAUUUGUGGUCAGUUUACAGAAAUUGUGCGAUCCUGAGCUGUUCCGUUUUACUCGCUUCUCCAACUUUAACUUACCGUCUUACUUGGGUGGAAAACACCGUGUAUGGGGAUUCACUGGCUUUAUUACUCACCUGGCACUCUCAUCUUUAAUACCAGAGGUCUACAUGAACAAGAUUCCUCGUACAAAAUCACUUCAGAUUAAGGAUCAUAAUGUUCCUAAGGAAGUGAAAUCAAAUCUAGAUAAGCAAUCAAAACUAUAAAGACUAAAAUAGAAAUAAAAAAUCAUAGAAUUUUGAUGAGUUUGCUUUCGCUGUUAUAGAAAGUAAAAAUAAUUUGUAUAGUUCUUGAUAAAGAAAAAAUAAUUCGCGAUACAAUAAAGUAUUUUUCUUAUUAAAUCGAAAAUCAAGCUUGAUUAUAUCGUUUUAAAUUGUUUUAAGUUUUAAUAUUUUAAAUAAUGAAUUACAAUUUUAAUGU
Linepithema humile (Argentine ant) is the source of this 1092-nucleotide messenger RNA. Its product is annotated as mitochondrial coenzyme A diphosphatase NUDT8. The record is from RefSeq and is a predicted model, not a curated record. NCBI's taxonomy places the organism in Eukaryota, Metazoa, Arthropoda, Insecta, Hymenoptera, Formicidae. Gene Ontology annotation, molecular function: coenzyme A diphosphatase activity.